Molecule: messenger RNA, 2028 nt
Organism: Ilex paraguariensis (yerba mate)
Lineage: Eukaryota; Viridiplantae; Streptophyta; Magnoliopsida; Aquifoliales; Aquifoliaceae
Source: the annotation of a GenBank genome assembly
UGUCGCUGGGGACCCUAUACCACGCAACUCUCUCAUUGACCAAAACUUUAAGCCCUUGCCGCAAGACAUAACAAAUAAAGCCUCUUCUCACCUUCACAAAUCGUCCACGUACACACCUCAAAGACACUGAUAAACUCAUCAACCAUGGCUUCUUCCUCUGCCAUCGCUUCAAGCUCCACAGCUUUCAUCAACAAGAAAGAUGUGGGUUUCUCUUCAAUUUCUGCACAACCUUCAUUUUCCACCCAGAAUUUCAGGAAAAGAGUUUCCAGGAAAAUUGUAUCUGUCAUGUCACCACAGCAAUCUGAACGCAAGCCUUCCACCACUGGAUCAGUCAAGACAGCAAUGACGAUGACAGAGAAGAUCUUCGCCAGGGCUUCUGAGAAGCCCCAGUUGAGCCCCGGUGAGAAUGUCUGGGUCAACGUUGAUGUUUUGAUGACCCAUGAUGUUUGUGGACCUGGUUCAAUUGGAAUCUUCAAGAAAGAAUUCGGCGAAAAUGCAAAGGUUUGGGAUCGUGAAAAGCUUGUCAUUAUACCGGACCACUACAUCUUUACCAAGGAUGAACGUGCAAAUCGUAAUGUGGAUAUCUUAAGGGAUUUUUGCACUGAGCAAAAUAUUAAGUACUUCUAUGAUAUAAAAGAUCUUGGCAAUUUCAAGGCUAAUCCGGACUAUAAAGGUGUAUGCCAUAUUGCCCUUGCCCAAGAAGGUCAUUGCAGGCCUGGAGAGGUCUUGUUAGGUACAGACUCCCACACAUGUACAGCAGGUGCAUUUGGCCAGUUUGCUACUGGAAUUGGAAAUACUGAUGCAGGUUUUGUCUUGGGAACCGGAAAGCUUUUGCUCAAGGUGCCUCCAACUUUGAGAUUUGUAAUGGAAGGCGAAAUGCCAGAUUAUUUGCUUGCGAAGGAUUUGAUUUUGCAAAUUAUUGGUGAAAUCUCUGUGUCUGGUGCAACAUAUAAAUCUAUGGAGUUUGUUGGUACUACUGUUGAAAGCUUAACGAUGGAAGAAAGAAUGACAUUAUGCAAUAUGGUUGUUGAAGCUGGGGGAAAGAAUGGAGUUGUCCCAGCUGAUAGUACUACAUUUAAGUAUCUUGAGGACAAAACUUCUGUUCCCUAUGCAGCAGUUUAUAGUGAUGCAGAAGCAAGAUUUGUUUCGGAGUAUAGAUUUGACAUCUCAAAGUUGGAGCCAUUGGUGGCAAAGCCUCAUUCUCCUGAUAAUCGUGCUUUGGCAAGAGAAUGCAAAGAUGUGAAAAUUGAUAGGGUGUAUAUUGGCUCAUGCACUGGUGGAAAAACUGAGGAUUUCAUGGCUGCUGCCAAAGUUUUUCUGGCUUCAGGCCAAAAAGUCAAAGUUCCCACAUUCCUUGUGCCUGCUACACAGAAGGUGUGGAUGGAUGUAUAUAGUCUCCCAGUGCCAGGUUCUGGGGGCAAGACUUGCUCCCAAAUAUUUGAAGAAGCUGGUUGCGAUACCCCUGCAAGUCCUAGUUGUGGUGCUUGUUUGGGUGGCCCUAAAGACACUUAUGCCCGCAUGAAUGAACCUCAGGUAUGUGUCUCAACAACAAAUAGAAACUUCCCUGGUCGCAUGGGGCACAAGGAAGGUCAGAUUUAUCUGACCUCUCCGUACACAGCUGCAGCAUCGGCCUUGACUGGUUUUGUCACUGAUCCUAGAGAGUUUUUGCAGUAAGGCCAUUGAUUUUCAUGCGCGGUGAUUAUUCAGUUCCCAGCAUUUUCAUAUUCUGUGAACCUAGAAAGUAGUUACUGGAUUGGUUGUGGCAGAUGUUGUAAUUUUAUCGAGAAAUGAAGAUUGUAACUCUGAUUUGAGGAUUCAUAAGUUAUAAUCUGCUUUAGGUGUCUGUCUAGAUAUGGCUGAAGAGGUCAUUGGAUCUAGUAUUUACUAUGAACAUCUUGAAGUUUGAAUCAGUAUGAAAGCUGCUUACCAGUACAGAUGUAGAAAUUUUGCUAGUUUCAACUCACAAAUUGUUUAAAAUUUACUUUGAGGUAUGCCAUAACAAUUAAUGCAGGAGUUCUAAAUAGUUGA